AUGGCUACUAAUAAAGUUAAGGUGCAGGAUGUGGAAGCUGUAACACUCACUGAGGAGUGUAGCUUUGUGGUGACUCAAAAGAUGCCCAAAAAGCUUAAGGACCCUGGGAAGUUCACUCUCCCCAUUCUAAUUGGAAAUAGCAAGGUGGUUCAGGAACUUAGUGAUUUAGUGGAAAGUAUCAACUGGAUUCCCUUCUCUUUGUUCAACACAUUUGUCUUGAAAAAACCUAGACCGAGCUCUAUGCUACUACAACUGGAAAAUGGGACCAUAGCCCAUCCUGAAAGAGUGAUAGAGGAUGUUCUCAUAAAAGUUGAUGAAAAGUCUGAGUAUCGAAAAACUGAGCUAAGGAACAUGGCGAAGACUGAGUAUGGGGUCCCCAGCUCCCUUGAUGCAAGAAGAUGCUAUUAG
Capsicum annuum is the source of this 408-nucleotide messenger RNA. RefSeq lists its product as uncharacterized. Bases 1 to 408 code for a protein of 135 amino acids. NCBI's taxonomy places the organism in Eukaryota, Viridiplantae, Streptophyta, Magnoliopsida, Solanales, Solanaceae. The transcript has 2 exons. The record is from RefSeq and is a predicted model, not a curated record.